This is a messenger RNA of Closterium sp. Naga37s-1, 456 nucleotides long. The record is from the annotation of a GenBank genome assembly. NCBI's taxonomy places the organism in Eukaryota, Viridiplantae, Streptophyta, Zygnematophyceae, Desmidiales, Closteriaceae.
GCGCGGCUGGACGCGGCGAUUGCGGCGGUGGAAGCAGCGCCGGUGAACGGACAGGCGGUGACGGUGCAGGUGACGUGGCACGCGUACAUGAUAGACCCGCGCACCAAGCGCCAGGGGGAGCCGUACCUGGCAUACAACCAGAGGCGCUGGGGGGGCGACGGCUGGACCACCUCCCUCAGACGCUCGGGUGCUCGCAGCGGGCUCAAAUUCGGGGACUGGCAGUGGUGGCCGCACACCCUCAAUGCACACAGGUUGGUGCAUGCAGCAACGCAGCAGGGCAAGGGCAGUGAGGCGAAGCAGCGGCUGUUUGAGAUGACGUACGAGGAGGGCCGCAACGUGUCUGACGCCUCAGAGCUGGCUGCCGCUGCGGCUGACCUCGGCCUCUCUCACAUCGACUCUCCUGCCUACUUCGUGCGUGCUGCUGGGCUCACUCACAGGAGAGUCUUCUGGGUUUGA